GCUAGCUCCGGAGGAGAAAUUAAAGGUGACACCCACGUGAACACUCACACUCUGCCAGCUCUGCGAGGUGGUGGAAGCAGCAAUGAGACAUCCACAGUGGAAGAGAAGGUGUUCCCUUCCACAAGAAAGCUCGAAAUAAAGGGGCACUCUUCUCUUCAAGAUUUAUCGCUGGAGUUUCCUCUCAGGGUUUAAGGGUGCCUGGAGGACCGGCAGCCCAAGAUGCGGUUCAUGUAACCCUGAAAUUCCAGGAUUCGACAAAACCAGAGGGAACUCGCAGGUUCCCCAAAAGCGUUUGAUUUUAGCUCGGCAUAAACCCAUACAAAUACGUUUCUGAGAAGCGUUUCCAGUGAGAUACUUUGCCCGCUUGCUGCAGAGGCGCGCGACCUGGCGGGACUAGGACGUAAAACGCUGCUCCCCGGAGAGAGUGGGCUUGAGCGCACCCUCGCUUCUGCGCCCCCUGAUGCGCAGCCCAGCUCCGCCCCACAGUUCCGAGUCCCCGCGGUGAAAGGCAGGGGAUCUGGCCCCCAGAAAGACCCAGAAGAUUCGAGCGCCCGUGGACCCUCAUCUUCCAAGUAGUUUGGCUGGAAGGCGCUCCAGGGCUCAGUUCAUUUCGGUUUCUGCGAAACGGUUAGCACGUCCUGGAGAGCCUUGUCUGCCUCUCCCCGGUGCCCUGCGCCCGCUGGAUCAUUUUGAAAUGACUCUGAACUCGGAGAAGAGGCCUCGAAGCCCGCCAGGGGCUGGCAUGGAGUGAGGAGGGAAGGCAGGCCGACCUGCCUGCCCUCUGAUACUUAAGUAAACCUGGCAGCGGGUUGGGGAGAGGCGAACUAGCCCCCUAUGUCAACCCAGGACAGGCUCUGUCCGGCAGGCCUGGGAGAUGCGUGGCGGAGGCUGCUGGUCGCCGGGAGGCGAACGGAAGGCUGCAGUGGGUGCUGGCAGAGAGCCCAGAGAUGCCAGUCUGGGAGACACACUGUUCCGUAGAGAGCUCAGCCCAGUUCCCACUGCCUGCACAGCGGCCUCAUCUGGAGAGUUCAGCAGGAGCUUUUCAAAGGAGCGAAGAGCCAAGCCACCAAGGUGGCUGGGGAAGGUGUCCCCAAAGCUUAGAACAUAUCCCUGCUUCCCAGGGUGCAACUGGUCGCUAGGGAAAGGAACUAGGUAUUUUGGGAGUGUUUCAGGCUGGAGCGAGGCGCUGAGCUGGCACGUCGCUCCCACAAUUGCCCAGUUUUGACCGCCAAAGGCAGGAGUCUCUGCAGAACUAUGGCAGAAUUCCUUCCAUCUCUUGAAGUUGAGUGUCCAUCACUACAGCUCUUCGCAAAUCCUUCCUUUCCCCUAGGUUCAUCUGUGAUUCCAGCUGCGGACCCCAUCUGGAGCAGUUACUCCGAAGCGACCUAGCUAGCGCCCCCUCGAGGAGUGUGUGGGGAGCCCUGGUUGCUGACUCCCAUAGCAGGUAGCGGCAAACGGCUUGGGAUCUGCGAAGGUGCAGUGAGACCUAUGUCAACAGAUGGUGCAGCUGCCGCUCUGCGCAAGGGGACCGGCGAGUACGCAACCCAGGUACUGCCCCUUCCCAGUGACGUUUCUGCAGCGGGUUAUAAAAACCUCGCGCGGAGCCUGCCAAGGUUCUGCUAACUCCCUAGCCGAGCAGGACGCGAGCCAACAGGCGCCUGCAAAGCUGCAGACCGUGGCGGUGGCGGCGGCGGCGGCGGCAGCGAGAGCAAAGGGAAAAAAAUUUCCAUCUGGACGCGGAGCCCCAGAAUGCCAGCCAUAGACUGCGAACUUUUACAGGUCGUGCUGUAACUAAUACCCGCCACCACUUCCACCUUCGCCCCCAAGUCCUCACGCAGCACAGGGCUUUGCCUUUCCCGAUGCAGGCAGGAGGAAUAGCAGUUGCAAGCAGCAAGCAGGUGCAGAAGGCUGGGGAGUUUCCUGCUUCCUGGAACCGUGACCCGUUGAAUUUCUUUCUUCUCCAGCCCAACGCAGGAGAGACGACGUCUCAGGAUUUGAGAACUUAAGUGUUUCCUGAAGCUUGGAAGUGGAGGAAUUCAGAGCCACCAAGGGCAUACAGCACAUCUAACAGCUUUUAUCUUAGUGCCAAGACUUCUGCUUGCAAGGAAAGAGCCCUGUCCAGAAAGAGCCAGCAGUCCUCCCGUCUUGCUUAAACAGAACUCUGACCCCAGGCACUGGCUCAAAACCCUCCGGUACAGGGUCUGCGUGCGUGUACAGAGAGGAAGGUUUAACCUCUCAGCAGAAGAAUGGAUAACGUCCUCCCGGUGGACUCAGACCUCUUCCCAAACAUUUCCACCAACACCUCGGAGCCCAACCAGUUUGUGCAGCCAGCCUGGCAAAUUGUUCUUUGGGCGGCUGCCUACACAGUCAUCGUGGUGACUUCCGUGGUGGGCAACGUGGUGGUGAUGUGGAUCAUUUUGGCCCACAAGAGAAUGAGGACAGUUACCAACUAUUUCCUGGUGAACUUGGCCUUCGCGGAGGCCUCCAUGGCCGCAUUCAAUACAGUGGUGAACUUCACCUACGCUGUCCACAACGAGUGGUACUACGGCCUGUUCUACUGCAAAUUCCACAACUUCUUCCCCAUUGCUGCUGUCUUUGCCAGCAUUUACUCCAUGACGGCCGUGGCCUUCGAUAGGUACAUGGCCAUCAUCCACCCCCUCCAGCCCCGGCUGUCAGCCACAGCCACCAAGGUGGUCAUCGGCGUCAUCUGGCUCCUGGCUCUCCUGCUGGCCUUUCCCCAAGGCUACUACUCAACCACAGAGACCAUGCCCAACAGAGUGGUGUGCAUGAUUGAAUGGCCAGAGCAUCCCAGCAAGAUUUACGAGAAAGUGUACCACAUCUGUGUGACUGUGCUGAUCUACUUCCUGCCCCUGCUGGUGAUAGGUUAUGCAUACACCGUAGUGGGAAUCACACUGUGGGCCAGCGAGAUCCCUGGGGACUCCUCUGACCGUUACCACGAGCAAGUCUCUGCCAAGCGCAAGGUGGUUAAGAUGAUGAUUGUCGUUGUAUGCACUUUUGCCAUCUGCUGGCUGCCCUUCCACAUCUUCUUCCUCCUGCCUUACAUCAACCCUGAUCUCUACCUGGAGAAGUUUAUUCAGCAGGUCUACCUGGCUAUCAUGUGGCUGGCCAUGAGCUCUACCAUGUACAACCCCAUCAUCUACUGCUGCCUCAAUGACAGGUUUCGUCUGGGCUUCAAGCAUGCCUUUCGGUGUUGUCCUUUCAUCAGUGCUGGUGAUUAUGAGGGGCUCGAAAUGAAAUCCACUCGGUACCUCCAGACCCAGGGCAGUGUGUAUAAAGUCAGCCGCCUGGAGACCACUGUCUCCACCGUGGUGGGGGCCCAUGAGGAAGAGCUGGAGGAAGGCCCAAAAGCCAUGCCCUUAUCCCGGACCGGACCUCCAACGGCUCUUCUCGCAGCGACUCCAAGACUAUGACAGAGAGCUUCAGCUUCUACUCCAACAUGCUCUCCUAAACCACAGGGCCUUUGGUAGACACGGCCACCAUGCUUUAUCUUGUUUCAUUUCAUGCAUGGAUAAGUACGCUAUAUAGAAACCAUAAGCAACAUCCUUGAGACUUGUGAAAGGAUCAGAAUCAUUUAGGGAAAAUAUUCCAUCCUUGAGUAAAAAACCUGAAUUCUUCCAUGUCUUUGACCCCCAUACGCUGUAUGACCUAAAGCAAAUCAUCCAGCUUCUCUGAGCCUGUAAAAUGGGAAGGUUAGACUUGAUUUUCUCUGCAAUUCAUUCCAUGAUCCUGGAAUUAACUUUAAUCGCAUGUAGGUGCUCAUUUCAGGGUGACUCCUGCAGUGCAGAUCCAAUGGAUCUGCCUACCCGGAGCCUCCCUCUUACUUCAAUAAAGCUGAUCUCAGUCUUGCUUAGAUUAUUUCCCUUUAGCUGGUGGCUCACACUGCAUCAGCCUUUGCUUGAUAAGAUGAACAAAAGGAGGAACCACAGAAAAUCUGAAUGAAAGAUUUCACCCUGUCUUCUAAGCAUCCAUGAAAAGAAGGCAUACUUCUGCCCCCUUUUGGCAUUUCAGUAUCUCAGUGCAUCAUGGGAUUGAGAGCCUCAAGUUCAACUACACUGUGUCCCCAGUAACUCUCCUGAGCAAUCAGUGCAAGUGGAACAUGUCCACUGAUACCAACUAAUGUCUGUUUUGGACCAAGACUCAGGAGAACAGUGCCAUACUUUAUCUGAUCCUCUCUUAUUUGUAAAGCUAUGAGGCUGAGUAUGUCAUCUAGGUGUCCCUUCAAAUUUUGACAUUCAAGUUUCAAUGAUCCUAUGAAUUUUUGGUUUGUUUCACCAAAAAUUGGUAGUCUCAGAAAGAAUAGGAGCAGCAAGUCUAGCGACUUAACAUCCAGCUCCUAGAGAUGUAGGAACUGCUAAGACCAUGUAUCAAUAUCCACAUACAACAUACUCUGAUUUAUCCCAAACUCUUGAGCACUUUCCUUCUUCUGGAAGAUUGGCCUUUGCCAGAGCAGAGGACUUGGUGUCAAAUCUUACUCUCUCCAUCAGGCUUUUGCAGGCCGAGUCUCGCAGCUGGAGAAUACCAUCAGGGAAGACAAACAUGUGAGCUCCCUGCUCGGCCUUCUGGGUAUUCCAAGGCAGGGGCACUAGUCCCGAGUUUAAGCUUUGUCUAGCAUCAGGCAUGUGCUCAGAUGCCCAGUCACUGAGAAGGGACCCCUGCAAUAGCAUUUGUGGGAAGAUGCCAUCUUGCCUCUUCCCUUUAGACGCUUGAGUCUCCCCUUCCUGCCCCCUGGCUGUGCUGGCCUCCUGUCUAUAAGAGGUGGGAUGACCGAUCAACCCUACAGAACAGCCAGUGGGCUGAAAGUCAUGAACUUAAAGCUUGGAAACUUUAAGUUUGGGAGUUUCUGACAAGUGAGCAUGCAGUUUCUUUCUGUCUCUCAGAUCUGUGCUUUGGCUGGACAUGGCUGAAAGGAGAAACCCCAUGUAACUACCAGGAAUGCCUUCCUUGUGGUGUGAAGAAAGCAAGCACAUGUGCUGCAUCCAUCAUGUUGAGGGAGAACAAUGCUGCACCUGGGGUUUACAGCUUUACCAGCCAUGCUCCAACCCUACCAGGGCAUCACCAGGCCAGGAGAAGUUGUAUAGCAAUAGUAUAAGCCAGCAAGACCUGACAGCCAUAUUCUCCAAAGCAUCAUGAGAAGGACUAAAUAAACCAAGUAAAGCCACCUCAGUGCAAAAAUAUGAAUGGAACACAUAAUUUAGGGACAACAAAAGUCAGUGCCCAAAGCAUUAGUCAUACUUCUGAUAAAGAAUCAUGCCAUGCAUGGGCUUCCAAGGGGUGCAAAGAACCAGCAUGAUUAUGAAGAAGUAUCUAAGAAGAAGGUGUUAAGGAGUAGGGGACAUCCUCUUUAUGAAAGAGGUUAGAGUUGAAUUCAACAAGGAUGGUCGAGUACCUGUUCUGGAUUUGACCCUGAGCUGGGGACACACAGCUCCUUCUGUUCUUGAGGAGCCUACCCAUAGGACAUUGCUAACUCCCCAGUAUUAGUGGAUCUAGGCUGCCCAGCAGGCAUGCCACCAACUGAGAAGCAGAUUCUCCAUGGGAUUCUAAAGACUCACACUCAACAUAGGAACUCAAGGCAAAGGCAGGGAACUUUAAGACAGCUUUUUUGCAAUGAGAGCUCUCCCAGCUAAAUCCAAAGGGAGAUACCAGCCAGACCAUGGGACCUAAGGGAUGUGAUUGGACAGCAUCAUCACUGCACCCAAGAAGAGGGAGCAGGCAGUUUCAAAUGUAGCAGAGCAUUUCCUCUGUGAGAGCCCAGCAAGCCUUCCUCUGGCCCACUCUCCACCACCCAUUUAACUUACAGAAUUGUUGUAACCUCCUAUGGGUAAGGAAUUAUCAUGACUUUCACUAUGCAUGGACAUCAUUCUUAUCGUAAUGUGUCACCCUGUGCUGAUCUCCUAAGUGUUUUUCCUUAAUGUACUGUUUAGUAGUAAUAGAAUAUAAGACAUCGUGGGGUCAUGUUUGUUAGAUUACUUCCAAAACAUGGGAUCCAGUUGCUGUCAAUGUGCUAUUUGUAUUGUGCCAAUUCCUCUUUUUUUUUUUUUUUUUUUGGAGAGAAGCUGAUGUAUAUCAUGGACUCACAGUAGGACCAUAGCAAUUGAGGGCUGGGGAGGGAGACCUGUAUGGGAAGAAUUAAAGGACAGGAGUCCUUGUCUUCCGCCUCCCACUUGAAUGCUAAGAUGCCCUGGAAUGCCCUUGCUCCUGGAAGGACUCCAUGGAACCCUGGGAAAAGGGGACUUGGGAGUUGACCUUACUGACCUGGUUUUCAGGAAGAAUUGUAUAAGUGGAGAGGGGUAAUUCCUGAAGUUUCUAUAUGUUCCAGCCCAGGAUCCUAGAAAGAAUCUCCAUACAGAAAUAAAGUAUGUUUUUGACUACCUCA
This is a messenger RNA of Sus scrofa (pig), 6394 nucleotides long. It is a transcript of the gene TACR1, whose product is annotated as tachykinin receptor 1. The record is from RefSeq and is a predicted model, not a curated record. Lineage: Eukaryota; Metazoa; Chordata; Mammalia; Artiodactyla; Suidae. Gene Ontology annotation, biological process: G protein-coupled receptor signaling pathway; positive regulation of flagellated sperm motility. Gene Ontology annotation, cellular component: sperm midpiece; plasma membrane. Gene Ontology annotation, molecular function: substance P receptor activity.